This is a messenger RNA of Phoenix dactylifera (date palm), 3262 nucleotides long. Its product is annotated as protein FAR1-RELATED SEQUENCE 11-like. Lineage: Eukaryota; Viridiplantae; Streptophyta; Magnoliopsida; Arecales; Arecaceae. Gene Ontology annotation, molecular function: zinc ion binding. Gene Ontology annotation, biological process: regulation of DNA-templated transcription. The record is from RefSeq and is a predicted model, not a curated record.
AAUCCGUCCAACCGCCUCCGCUGAGUCCCAUCUCUCCCUCGGUAGCCCCAAACGCUCGUUAGCGCGGCCCUCUUGUUACUCCGUGAGUUCUUUUCUUCCGGCCUCUCUCUCCCUACCAAAAUUAGAAGAAAAAAGAAAAAUCCGAAGCACUCCCCCCUCCUAUUUUGAUCGCUGGAUCGUAUUCCCUUCUUCCUCCCUAAAUAUCAUUCUUCGCCCUCUCCGUUCGCAAUCCCAUUCACCUCUCCCUCCCUCUCUCGAUCGAUAAGAGAGGACGAAUCGGAUUUAGAUCGGAGAAGCGGAGGAAUAGAGGAAGGAUAACUUGAAAAGAUCCAUCCCUUGCCCUACAACAUCACCAUCAUCACCAUGGGAACAGGCGUCUACGACCUCUACUUCGAAGUUAUCACUAGUUGGUAAAAUUACACCGUUAAGUGGAAAAUAAUGAAAGCCCACUGGACCCACAAGCAGCGAUGCCCAUGUGGGGAUGAUCAAUGUUAUCUUGAUGCUGAUAGUUAUGAGGAAGAUGAAUUAGUGGAACCAAUGGGACUGACGGAGCCGAACCUUUCACGUGGAACACCCCAAACUUCUUUAGGUGCGAGCAAGAUUGUUGCACCUCCAUAUGUAGGACAGUCAUUCCAGAGUGAUGAUGAGGCCCUGGAGUAUUAUACCAGCUUUGCGCGGAGUAAUGGUUUCCUGGUCAGGCGAGAGCGCUCCAAGGGGAAUCCAGAGCAUCCAUUGGGAGUAUACAAGCGGGAACUUGUUUGCCAUCGUGCCGGCCCCCCUCUGCCUAUAAAAUCAGGGGAAGCAAAACGCCAGAGAAAGAAGAAACCAUCACGGUGCAAAUGUGAUGCUCAAAUGGUGAUAAAGAAGAACAUCUCAGCAGGCGUAACUCGAUGGGUGGUUGUCAAUUUUAAUAAUGUGCAUAACCAUGAGCUGUUGGAUAGCAAUGAUGCACAAUAUUUCCCUGGCUACCGUUAUAUAUCAGCAGUUGACCGUGAGCGUAUCUUAGCGCUAGCAAAGGGUGGUUGCAAUGUCAAUCUUAUAAUGAGGGCUCUGGAAAUGGAAAAAGGAGUGAGGCCAGGUGAGUUGACGUUUACAGAGAAGGAUUUGAAAAAUUUCCUUCAGGCCUCUAUGAGCAUUAAUCCAGAAAGUGAAGGAUCAGAACUUCUUAAGGCUUGCAAGGCUAUGAAAGAGAAGAACCCUGACUUCCGUUAUGAGUUUACAUUGUAUGAAAAUAAUAAGCUCGAGCAUCUUAUUUGGUCGUAUGCAGGAUCGGUUCGUGCAUACAAAUUGUUUGGAGAUGUGCUGUUUUUUGACACAACUUAUCAUCUACAUUCAUAUGACAGACCUGCUGGGGUAUGGUUUGGUGUGGAUAACCAUGGGCAUACCAUAUUCUUUUGUUGCGUUGUCCUGCUAGACGAAAAGCCAGAUUCAUACAAAUGGGCCUUGCAGGCAUUUCUCCGGCUUAUGGAUAAGAAAUUCCCGCAAACAAUAUUAACAGAUUUUCAUAUGGGGCUGAAAGAUGCUGUUUCAGUUGAGUUACCAAGCACAAAGCAUGCAUUUUCUAUUUGGCAUUUAAUGUCCAAGCUACCUAGUUGGUUUUCUGCCUCACUGGGUCCACAAUAUGAGAAGUUUAAGUCUGAGUUUUAUAGAAUACAUGAUCUGGAUACUGAGGAGGAAUUUGAGCAUCAAUGGAAUCAGAUGGUUAUUGAUUUUGGACUUGGCUCAGAUAAUAAGCAUAUAGCCCUACUCUUUUCUCAUCGGUCCUAUUGGGCAGUUCCAUACUUGCGAAAUUGGUUUUUUGGUGGAUUAUUGACAACUGGUCAUUCAAUGUCAAUUAGGUCUUUUUUCAGAGGAUUCUUAAACUCACAAACUCGUCUUAAGGAUAUCGUAGAGCAGGUGGGUGUUGCAGUUGAUUUCCAAAAUCAAGCAGGAGAAGAGGCAACAACACAACAAAGUCAACAGAAUAUCAAGAUUAGGACAUGCUUGCCCAUCGAAGAACAUGCAUCAACCAUCCUUACACAUUAUGCUUUUGAGAUGUUUCAGAAGGAAAUCAUGUUGUCAACACAAUUUGCAGUUUUUGAGACGUCAAGAGAGAAUUAUCUUGUUCGACACCACUUGAAGUCGGAUGGAGGGCACGUGGUAAGCUGCAUCCCAUUGAAUGAAGAUAUCUGUUGCACUUGCAGAGGAUUUGAGUGCACUGGAAUAUUGUGCAGGCACGCCCUUCGGGUGUUGUCAUUGAAGAAUUGUUUUCUUAUUCCAGAGAAAUAUCUGUUGCAUCGAUGGCGUCGCGAAAGUUCAUUGUUUCCAAAAAGUAGUGGCUAUAAGUAUCGCUCGCAAGCACUGAGGUCCCUUGCUUCUAUCAUCAUUCAGGAAUCAUCAAUAACAAAGGAUCGUUUCGAUUAUGUUCAGUGGCAUUUGAGCCGGCUUCUUAAUCAUGUGAGGGACAUGCCGGCUACAGAUGAGGCUGCUUCAGACUUGGAGCCAAGCUCAUCAUUCGAUGCUACAGUGGAUGUUGUUCCUGCACGCUCGGUCACUAGAGGAAGGCCCAGAAAAAUUAGAGGGAUUGUCAAAGCAGCGAAGGAAACACAGGCAUCUUCAUAGGGUGAUCUGAUCGGAUGAAAGAGGUAAUGUCACAGCAGAAAGAGGAACGAAGUGUCUGCAUCAAUGGCAGAAUACUCGCUUAGGCUUCGGCACUAGAGGGGGCAAAAAAAAAAAAAGAAGGUGAGGCAAGAAAAGGAAAGGAAAAAAAGAAGGUGCCUCUCUUUUUGGUACCAAGAUGCAGGAUGUGCUGCUAUUGCGAGUUCGUGCAAUGGUUCAAGUUACCAAACCAGAAGUAAUUUUGCUGAGCAUGGUGCAACCCUCUCCAAAGGAGUUCUUGUCCAUAUCAUGUAUGUAUGCUGAGAGGAGCUUUAAGCUCAACUCUCCUUCCGAGGUCUAGUCUAUUGCUUAUAUGCUAGGGGAAAAAGUUUUAAGCUCAAUUCCUUGAUAGUUCAUCUGAGAGCCAUUUCCGUUUAUACAAGUGUUUAACAGCACUCCAGCACCUUGAGAGGGUGACAGCAGCAAGCACCUGAAACAUAAUAUAUCUGCACUAGCUAGCUCCGGUUUUGUUAUUCUCCGGAUCCAUCUUUAACCUGCUCAAGUUGCUAAUGCCGCAAAAUGUCCAACAUCAGGAAACGGAUCAGAUUUCAUAAAGCUGCCCAUACUUUAUAUACACACACAACUAUUGAUUAUGUUCGGUAUCCAUUCCUCCCUCUUUCUCCCU